Messenger RNA from Penicillium roqueforti, 1101 nucleotides. RefSeq names its product alpha-hydroxy acid oxidase. Lineage: Eukaryota; Fungi; Ascomycota; Eurotiomycetes; Eurotiales; Aspergillaceae. Gene Ontology annotation, molecular function: oxidoreductase activity; FMN binding. The record is from RefSeq and is a predicted model, not a curated record. The transcript is spliced from 9 exons. Bases 1 to 1101 code for a protein of 366 amino acids.
AUGGCUCACCGCGGGGAAACCCUUCACAAAGAUGUAUGCUGCAUUGCCGACCUGAAGCAAAUGGGGAGCAGUCGGCUGUCUCCGAUGGUCAGAGACUACUACAACGGAGGAGCCAUGGAUCUAAUCACUCUGAACGAGAACGAAGCAGCCUACGACCGCUACAAGAUCCGCCCCCGGAUCUUAAUCAACGUCGAUAAAAUCGACACAACCGCCGAAAUCCUCGGCAGCAAGGUCUCACUCCCAUUCGGCUUCAGCCCCGCUGCAUCAAUGAAACUCGCGCACCCAGACGGCGAGCUCGCGACCUCGCGCGCAGCCGCAAAAUACGGUCUCUGCAUGGGCCUGUCCUCAUACUCGAAUUAUCCACUCGAGGAUGUUGCCGCUCAGGGCACCGGCAAUCCGUAUGUGAUGCAGAUGUGUGUACUGCGGGAUCGGGCGAUUACGGUGCAGUUGCUAGAGCGGGCGGAGAAGGCGGGGUACAAGGCAUUAUUCCUGUCGGUUGAUGUACCCGUGUUAGGCAAGCGCAUCAAUGAAUACCGGAAUGAGUAUACUAUCCCGGACGAUAUGUCGUGGCCGAAUGUGCUUAGCCACGGAGGGGAUCACUCGGAUCGUACCGAGUAUGACCCCAGUUUGGACUGGGAUAACACGAUUCCUUGGUUGAGACAGCAUACAUCUCUGAAGAUCUGGCUUAAGGGUGUAACGUCUCCCGAAGAUAUAGAACUGGCCAUCAAAUAUGGCAUUGACGGUGUUGUCAUUUCGAACCACGGUGGCCGGCAACUAGACGGCAUGCCGUCGACGGUGGAUGCAUUGCGGGCCUGUGCCCCGGUAGCCAAGGACCGAAUGCCGAUUGCGGUGGAUGGGGGCAUCCGACGCGGCUCGGAUAUCUUCAAGGCGCUGGCAUUGGGGGCUAGCUUCUGUUUUAUAGGAAGGAUCCCGAUCUGGGGGUUGGCUUAUAACGGACAAGAAGGCGUUGAAUUGGCGAUUCGGAUUCUCCGCCAAGAACUGAGGAUCACCAUGGCAUUAGCCGGGUGCCGAACGAUCAGCGAAAUCCAAAAAUGCUAUCUUUCUGUUUUGCAGCCGGACGGAAUCUUCUCGAAACUGUGA